Schistosoma haematobium is the source of this 968-nucleotide messenger RNA. Its product is annotated as ndufa8, NADH-ubiquinone oxidoreductase complex I 19kd subunit. Gene Ontology annotation, biological process: mitochondrial electron transport, NADH to ubiquinone. The record is from RefSeq and is a predicted model, not a curated record. The transcript has 4 exons. The coding region runs from base 295 to 831 and encodes 178 amino acids. NCBI's taxonomy places the organism in Eukaryota, Metazoa, Platyhelminthes, Trematoda, Strigeidida, Schistosomatidae.
CUUAAACAACGCGAAAGGAGGACAAAGAAGUCGAUCGAUUUAUACUAGUAAGCGACAAAGGCAUUGGAUAUUGGAUAAAGGUCGUUACCAAAUACCAGGAGUUUUAACUACUAGGUCAGUCCAGGUGUCUGGAUCAAAUCUAGUUUGAGGUUAGAAGGGUGGGGGCUGGAGUCAGUCCUUAUCUACUUUUCUUUCAGUUUACUACCACGUAACAAGAAAUUUUCGGCCUUGAAAUUCGCUCAAAUAAUUUGAACUGUACCCAGCAAGUUUCAUAGAUUCCAUAUUCGGAAAGAAAUGGUUUCCCUCGACGUCCCUCUCCCAACUAUUGAGGAAUUGACAGUCCCAGAACUAAAGAUAUCAAAGUGUCCACUGCUGGCCGCAAGCAUUCAUUUAGGGAAGUUUUGUGACAAUGAGUCCAAGGAAUUCAUGCUUUGCCAUUAUGAAACACAUGACCCAAGAGCUUGUCUUGGAGAGGGAAAGGCUCUUACCAGUUGCGCCCAAACGUUUUUCAAACAGAUUAAACGGCAUUGUGAAGAUGAAUUUCGCAAUUACUUUACCUGCCUUCAUAAGUAUGGAGGGCCGGCUUACAGCCUAACAAAAUGCCGCGUAGCUCAGUAUCCUUUUGAUGAAUGUAUAAAAACUCACCUCAAUCAAGAACGCCCGAAAACGGAUUACUUUAAUGUUGUUCGUCUUCACAAAACGAAUCGGCCUAGAUAUGAACCUGGAUUAGCUCCAAUGCCCGAAAGAAUUCCAGAUUUGCCUAACUUGGAUCAUUUUGAAGAGCCUGAACGUAUAAAGCACAGAGAAAAAAUGAACGAACUAUUAACUUAAACUUAUACAAUGACGCAACAAAAUACAACAUCUGGUUACUGUCAAGUAUAUAUAAAUAUAGUCAUUUUAGCUUAGUAAUAUUUAACAUUCUAAAACUUGUUAAUUCAAUUUGUAAAAAUCAAAAUAGUCUAUCAAAA